GUCUGGAGGAUAUUCCUGUUCUGAAUACCGAGAGAAGUUUCCGGAUCGUCCUGCACAGAACAGUUUGGCUGGAGAACAUCGGAGACACCAGGUAGAGUCACUGGAUGAGGCUUCUGAGAAGAAGAAGGAGACACUGAGGAAUGUUCUGCAGAAACAUCUGACAAAGAGAGAGGAGACGGAGGAAAGAGUCCAGAGUCUGCAGGAACACAGGAGGAAAGUAGAAGAAGAAGCAGCUGGUGACACCGAGAGAGUCACUGUCCUGUUUAGAGAUCUCAGGAGACGUCUGGAAGAUCUGGAGAAGAGAGUCCUGAGGGAAAUCUCAGAGCGGGCAGAGCGGUUCUCCAUCUCCAUCUGGAAAUAAAGAAGGAGGAGCUGUCCAGGAAGAUACGUCACAUUGAGGAGCUGUGUAACAUGACGGAUCCUCAGGAAUCAGACACAGGUGACUUGUGUGAUACUCAGGAUGGAGAUAUAUUACUGGAUGAAAACACAGCUAGUAAAUAUCUACAGAUAUCAGAUGACAGGAAAACUGUAUCCAUGGUAGAUACAGACGAGAGUUACCCAGAAAUACCAGAGAAAUUUAAUUGUCCUCAGGUGUUGAGCAGUCAGAGUUUCUCCUCAGGGAGACAUUACUGGGAAGUGGAUGUCGGGGGAUCAGAUGAAUGGACAGUCGGAAUGUGUUACCCCAGUAUAGAGAGGAAAGGAUGGGAGGCGGCAGGGAUCGGGUGGAAUAAUAAGUCCUGGGCAUUGUUGAGGUCUGAAGAUCAGAAUUUUGUGAACCAUGACUGUGAUAAGACCCCCUUACCCACCAAUCUCUCCAGUAACAGAGUCAGGAUAGUUCUGGAUUAUGAGGCCGGGCGGAUCUCCUUUUAUGAUCUGUGUGACCCGAUCCGACACCUCCACACCUUCACCACCACCUUCACUGAGCCCCUCCAUGCUGGGAUAUGUGUAGUGAAAGGUACUAUAAAGAUAUGUGGGGGGAAGGGGGAGAUGUGAGAGCUCCGCCCACAGUCUGGUGAUAUCAGACAAAGGAGGGGAAUUCAUUUAAUAUUCAUCCAAUAGUAUAUAGAAGUGGGAGAAAAGUUUUCUACAAUAAAUAAAUGUGAGAUUUCUUACUGAUCGCUGUGAUUGGGUAGAAUAUCUGUCCAAUUACUGGAGUAACAACAACAUGUUCCUAUUGGUCAGUAAGGAUGGGUGUGGUCUAUCUAUCAAUCUAUCAAUCUAUCAAUCUAUCUAUCUAUCUAUCUAUCUAUCUAUCUAUCUAUCUAUCUAUCUAUCUAUCUAUCUAUCUAUCUAUCCCGUGAAAAUCUGACAUAAUACUUUCUGUGUUUUGUAACAAUAUGUGACAUCAGUCAACUCCUCCCCCUGCCCCUCCUUCUCCUAACCCUCCCCUCCUCUCUUCCCCUCCCCCACAUGUGGUCCCUCUGUAUAGGGGGCAGUCAUGAUCAGACAUAGGGGGGUGGGGUGCUGUCACUAUGAUGGGAUAGGAUGGGGUCACCUCUCCUCUCUGCCCCUCCCCCUCCUCCUCCAUACAAUCUAUACUACAAAGAGAUGGAAAUGAAUGGAACAAUCAGAGAGGAAAUCUAUGAAGACAUCAUCUAGAGAUUUAUUACUGGAUAUAUGAUCAGAGAGCCCAGACUGUUUUUAGGCAGAGUGGGUUAGGAUUAGAUCCCCUGUCAGGUUUUUUCCUCUAUCCGGGGCUUCAUUAGAGAGAUUUCCCCUCACUUCCUGUCCCGGUGACAACAUUUAUCUAGACAGGAAAUGAGGAGAACUCUCCAACAGGAACACAGACUGAAAUAAGAAUGAUAUGUUUAGUAUAGUAAGGAAGGGGAAGGGUUAGAGCCCCUGUCAUAUUUUUAUAUGUCUGUGUCCCUGUACAGAUUUCUCUCACUCCUUAUAUUGUUGUCACCAGGACAGGAAGUAAGAGGAAAUCUCUCUAAAGGCUGGGAUCACGUUGCUGUGCAGAUCACACGUCAUUGUCAGUGUGAUGUGAAUUUAGCCGUACAAACUGUGUGACUGAAAUCACAUUCACACCAAAAUGGUGCCGGACCCUUUUUUUUGGUCCUCACUGGAAUCGGAUCACACUGGGUGUGACACAUCUAUACAAUCCGAUUCCUGCGCCAUUUCGGCGUUUGCACUGCGAUCUGCGAUCCGACCUGGGGGUGUCAUAAACUUUAUAUUGACAUCCGCAGCGGUUCUCAGAUUGAUUGAGCUGUGAUGUCAUAGUAUAGAAAUGGCUGCCGAGGGACCCAAUGUGGAAAGUAUAGAUAGAGGUGUACUGGCCCUUUAAGAACAAAUCUAUCUAUCUAUCUAUCUAUCUAUCUAUCUAUCUAUCUAUCUAUCUAUCUAUCUAUCUAUCUAUCUAUCUAUCUAUCUAUCUAUCUAUCUAUCUAUCUAUCUAUCGGAUUAUAAUGUGUAGAUGUCUCAUUCCUGAUUAAAAAAUACAUUUACAAUGACUUUAAUUUUAUUGUGUGAAGAAAUUUAAAUGAAUAAUAGAUCUACAAAUUACAGUAAUAUAAAGAGAUGAAAAUUGAUGGAAACAUAUGAAGAAAUUAUCCCGAGAUUUACUAAUGAAAAUAAUAAUGGGAUUUAUCACUUAUACAAUGAUAUCACUAUAAUAAUGUAUGAUUACUAGAACAUAGAAUGGAUCACCAAUAGAAUUCUAUGGAAUCACUUUUAUAAUGGACCCUAAUAUAAUGUAUCAUGUGAUGGUGUGUCUUAUAAUCAAUAGAUGUGUCCUGGUGAUGGAGGAGAAUUUGGAAAUUGAAUGUUAAUUCAAAAUAAAGAUUCUUUAUGAAAUCAUUA
This is a messenger RNA of Rana temporaria (common frog), 2802 nucleotides long. RefSeq names its product E3 ubiquitin-protein ligase TRIM39-like. Bases 412 to 993 code for a protein of 193 amino acids. Lineage: Eukaryota; Metazoa; Chordata; Amphibia; Anura; Ranidae. The transcript is spliced from 2 exons. The record is from RefSeq and is a predicted model, not a curated record. Gene Ontology annotation, molecular function: protein binding.